Tripterygium wilfordii is the source of this 2036-nucleotide messenger RNA. Its product is annotated as benzaldehyde dehydrogenase, mitochondrial-like. Lineage: Eukaryota; Viridiplantae; Streptophyta; Magnoliopsida; Celastrales; Celastraceae. Gene Ontology annotation, molecular function: aldehyde dehydrogenase (NAD+) activity. The coding region runs from base 188 to 1801 and encodes 537 amino acids. The record is from RefSeq and is a predicted model, not a curated record. The transcript has 11 exons.
UGUAUGAAUCUCUAGUUGUUUGACCUGUUGCUAUCCAAAACAAAUCUCCAUCUAGUCAUUCACACCGCAAAAUAUGCAUACAUAUACAUAUAUAGGAACAAGCAUUAUUUAUAUACAUUGGAAAGACUCUUAACUGAGAGACAAUCGAUCGAUCGGUAGAGGAUUUAGUACUGUUACUGCGGUUGACAUGGCGGCUCGGAGGUUAUCUUCGUUGAUGUCUCGUUCAUUCAAUUCGGUUUCUGCUUCUGCCCUGCUCUCCAAAGGGAAGAAUUCUGGCUUAAGCAGAAGAAUAUGCAGAUAUAGCACUGCCACUGAUAUUGAGGAACCAAUUAAUCCAAAUGUCAAUGUAAAUUAUACUCAGCUUUUAAUCAAUGGACAAUUUGUUGAUGCAGCAUCAGGGAAAACUUUUCCAACACUGGAUCCGAGGACAGGGGAUGUGAUUGCUCAAGUUGCUGAAGGGGAUUCUGAAGAUAUUGAUCGAGCAGUCUCUGCUGCUCGCAAGGCAUUUGAUGAAGGACCAUGGCCAAAGAUGUCAGCUUAUGAAAGGCAACGAGUACUUUUGCGUUUUGCUGAUCUAGUUGAAAAGCACAAUGAUGAACUCGCAGCUCUUGAGACCUGGGAUAAUGGAAAACCUUAUGAGCAGGCUGCUAAAAUAGAAUUACCAAUGAUCACACGUCUAAUACGUUACUAUGCAGGUUGGGCUGAUAAGAUUCACGGUCUCACGGUUCCAGCUGAUGGAUCAUAUCAUGUGCAAACCUUGCAUGAACCAAUUGGUGUUGCUGGUCAAAUUAUCCCAUGGAAUUUUCCACUUUUAAUGUUUGCUUGGAAAGUUGGGCCUGCAUUAGCUUGUGGCAACACCAUUGUUCUUAAAACUGCAGAACAGACUCCCUUGUCUGCUCUCUAUAUGUCAAAGUUAUUUCAUGAGGCUGGCCUUCCUGAAGGUGUUCUUAAUGUUAUUUCUGGCUUUGGUCCAACUGCUGGUGCAGCUCUUGCCAGUCAUAUGGAAGUGGAUAAGCUUGCUUUCACUGGAUCAACUGUUACAGGACAAAGAGUUCUUGAGCUGGCAGCAAAAAGCAAUCUCAAACCAGUUACUUUAGAGCUUGGAGGGAAAUCCCCCUUUAUAGUGUGCCAUGAUGCUGAUGUGGAUAAGGCUGUUGAGUUGGCACACUUGGCUUUAUUCUUUAAUCAGGGACAAUGCUGCUGUGCUGGCUCACGGACGUUUGUACAUGAGAGUGUAUACGAUGAGUUCGUUGAGAAAGCAAAGGCUUUGGCUAUGAAACGCACUGUUGGUGAUCCAUUUAAGCAGGGUAUUGAACAAGGUCCACAGAUUGAUUCAGAACAAUUUGAGAAGAUAAUGAAGUAUAUUAGAUCUGGUAUUGACAAUGGAGCAACCCUUGAGACCGGUGGUGAGAGAUUUGGCAACAAGGGCUUCUAUGUCAAGCCCACCGUCUUCUCAAAUGUUCAGGAUGACAUGUUGAUAGCAAAAGAUGAGAUAUUUGGUCCAGUUCAGUCCAUCUUGAAAUUCAAGGACCUUAAUGAAGUCAUACGUAGGGCAAAUGCGACUAACUAUGGCUUGGCUGCUGGGGUAUUUACCCAGGACAUAGACACUGCAAACACCCUGAUGCGUGCAUUGCGAGUUGGCACGGUAUGGAUAAAUUGCUUUGAUGUCUUUGAUGCUGCUAUUCCCUUUGGUGGGUACAAGAUGAGUGGAAUUGGCAGGGAAAAAGGCAUUUACAGUCUUAGCAAUUACUUGCAAGUGAAGGCUGUUGUCACUCCCUUGACAAAUCCAGCAUGGCUAUAGGGUUCUUCAUGACUCUUCCUUUUCAGUUCUUGAUUUGAAACAAUUUGAAACAAUUUUUCAUUGUCAUAAUAAUGGUCGUCUCCAUAGCUGAUUCUAUCAUUUUUGGCUAUGGAGUCCCAUAGCUUUACAACUUGGCUCUUGAUGAUCUUGCAACAGGGUUUUUCAUACUCAGACAAUAAGCUGCAUUCUAGUUCCUGGCAUUUUGAACCUAUCAAAUUUAAGAUGAAAUUAGGUG